This is a messenger RNA of Parastagonospora nodorum SN15, 990 nucleotides long. RefSeq lists its product as hypothetical. Gene Ontology annotation, biological process: proteolysis. Lineage: Eukaryota; Fungi; Ascomycota; Dothideomycetes; Pleosporales; Phaeosphaeriaceae. The coding region runs from base 1 to 990 and encodes 329 amino acids. Gene Ontology annotation, cellular component: cytoplasm. The transcript is spliced from 2 exons. Gene Ontology annotation, molecular function: aminopeptidase activity. The record is from RefSeq and is a predicted model, not a curated record.
AUGGCUGCAGUUACUGGCUACGAACACGCCGACGCGUGGGAGCAGGACUGGCUCAAGGUCGACGAUACGCAUGAGGUGUACUACGAGCAAUACGGCAAGAAAGACGGGAAACCAGAGGUGCAACUGACAAAUGCAGUCAUUUUCCUCCACGGCGGCCCCGGCGGAAAAACCUCCAAAGCAAACACCCAAUUCUUCAACCCAGCCAUCUACCGCGUCAUCCUCCUCGACCAGCGCGGCGCCGGCAAAUCCCGCCCCCACGCUUCAAUAAAAGACAACACAACCUGGCACCUCGUCGCCGACAUCGAGCUCCUGCGCCGCCACCUCAACAUCCCCAAAUGGCACCUCGUCUUCGGCGGCUCCUGGGGCUCCACGCUCGCCCUGGCCUACGCGCAAACCCACCCAUCCAGCACCGGCAGCCUCGUCCUGCGCGGCAUCUUCGCUGUGCGCGCCAAAGAGCUCAACUGGACGAACCAGCCCGGCGGCGCGCCCUUCCUGUUCCCCGACGCGCACGAAGAAAUGGUCAAUUUCCUGCCGGAAAACGAGCGCGCGGAUCACAUGAAUGCGUACCAUGACCGCCUCAUGUCGGAUGAUCCGGCUGUCUCGCACCCCGCGGCCACCGCCUGGAAUAAAUACGAAAUCAACAUGUCGACGCUGCGCUUGGAUCCCGCGGAUUUGGAGAAACUCACUGAUCCGGUGUACCUUCUGCCGCACGCGCGCAUGGAGGCGCAUUAUUUCAAGAAUCGCGCGUGGUUGGAGGAAGGACAGUUACUGCGGGCGGAGAAUAUCGAGAGGAUUAGACAUGUGCCGUGUACGAUUGUGCAGGGUAGGUUUGAUGUCGUGUGUCCGCCUGUGACGGCGUGGGACUUGCACAAGGCGUGGCCUGAGACGAAGUUGGUUUGGGUGCGGGAUGCGGGGCAUAGUGCGACGGAGCCGGGGACGAAGAAGGCGUUGAUUGAGGCUUGUGAUGGAUAUGCGGGGUUGGAGGUUUAG